AUGAAGAGGAUUACUUUUCUUCUUAUCGGUUUAUUUGGUGUAUUAUUUCUAUGGGCAUGGUCACGAAUCUACUCUGUCAAAAGAUACGAUAUUUUGGAGGAUACGGUAUCUCGAGAUAGGAGAGUGGUGCAAAAAUGGCCAUUCGAUAUAAAGAAAGUGAAUGGGGUGUAUGAACUGCACCUAAAUUAUCAAACCGAAUCGAAGAAUUAUUCAGAGUACAGUGUACUUGAUCAAUAUGUUCUUCAGGAUGGAGCUAAGAAUAGACUGCUCAAAUUUAGGGAUUUAAUAGAUAUUCCAGAUAAACUCUGGAAGUUGCCUAUUGAUCCUCGAGUCACCUUAGUCUAUCCACAAGCGAUCAAUAUUUCUGAUGCAAUCUAUCGACUUAUUGAUGGAAAACCAUUGAAUGAAAAACCAAUAAAUAUCCCCAAAUUUCGAUAUCUUUCAAUUAGCAGCCAGGUAUGCAAUCCAGAGAAUCCGAGUAGUCAAGAACUGAAUCUUAUUAUUGUCGUAAAAUCUGGAAUAGCAAAUUUCAAUAAGAGAAGGGAAUUUCGACAUCUCUAUUCCUAUCUCACCCAUUCUUUCACUUACAAAUUAUAUGGUAUUCGAAUUGGUCUUGUUUUCUCACUUGGUAUUCCAAGACAGCAAAAGGAUAAUACCUUUCUGCGAGGAAAUCGAGUGAUUCGACUUGACGUUAGUGGCGGGGAAUUUCUGAAUCCCGAGGGACUUAAAGAGGUAGCUAAAAAUUUGAAACAAGAGAUGGAAACACAUUGGGAUGUUAUUCUUGGUGACUAUGAAGAUACUUACUUCAAUCUCUCCUUGAAAACCCAAUACUCCUUUACUUGGGCUGCAACAUUUUGCCGAAAGAGUCGACCAAUCUUUGUCUUCCUAGACGAUGAUAUACCGUUCUGUGAAAGAUGUUUGCUACGAAGCCUUCUAGAUCUCAGCCCAAUGGAAAGGCAGGUCCUGUUCCACGGUAUUCCUAUUCAUGGAAAUAAAGUAUGUCGUUUCGAGAUAAAGGAACAUGAGAAGUGGUGCUCAGUCAAAUCAGAAGUUCCCUGGCCCGAACAUGUACCUUUUCUGCUUGGAUGCUUUCAGUUAAUUAGUUUUGACAGCAUUGAAAAGAUUGCUUUAGGCAUGCUGUUCACCCAAAAGUUUAUCAAUGAAGACGCCUGGUUAGGUAUAAUUGCAAGUCGACUAGGAAUUCGGCCGAAAUCGGUGGGAAAGAUAAUGCGGAAAUAUAAAAUUCCUACUCGAAAGCCUAAUUACUUCAAAAGCAUACAUAAGAAAUGUUUUAACUUUCAUUAA
This is a messenger RNA of Rodentolepis nana, 1305 nucleotides long. NCBI's taxonomy places the organism in Eukaryota, Metazoa, Platyhelminthes, Cestoda, Cyclophyllidea, Hymenolepididae. The record is from the annotation of a GenBank genome assembly.